CGCUGUCGGAUUCGUUCCACCCUUCAACGCAUCCCGACUGCGUUUCGUCGCAACUUGAACGAUGGCGCCCUCUCCUUUCUCCAUUCAGGAUUCUCCACGCUCUUCUCGCAGAGCUUCCGUUGCAGGGUCAGCCUACUCAGCAGCAGGCUCGACACGACACAUGCUCGCCGACUACAACCCAGAUCGUAACUCGGCCUCCUUCCUCGACGUCCCUCGCUACAAUGGCGCCAGUCCUGGUCCGUCAACACCGUCGACUCCCCUUUCGCCAGUAGGGUCAGCUACUGGCCUGUCGCUGAUGGUCAACUACAUCCCGUCCAAAUUUGGAAGUACCCUCUCAAGUCGCAAGGCGUACAGGAAUGGCGCUGGGCAAGGACCUGCGGUGCCGAAGCAAGGAGGUGGACUGGCUGCGUUCAAGAGCAACGAAAACAGGAUCGGUGGGAAGGAUUUGAGGUGGACGAAAUUCAAAUGGGUACUGUUCUUUUCUAAUCUCCUGUUAACACUAUACUCUCUCGGUGCCAUGAUCAUCAUUCUCCUCACCUGGUUCAAUGUCUUCGAGAAAUCGGAAAUUAUCCGGUUUGGCAACCACACCGAGCUCGCAUUGAGCACGACAGCCGCAGUCCUCGGCCUUGUUACCUCCCUUAUUGGAUGGGCCGGCAUCCUCCUCAACAAUCGUGCCUUCCUCGCCGUCUACUGCCUUCUCACCUGGAUUACCUUCAUCUUCAUUGUCGCGCCCGGCUAUCUCACCUUCCGCAAACAAAAUUACUCUCUCGAAGGCAAGGUUAACGAGCAGUGGUCACGUCGUCUCGGUCCAGUGGCUCGCAUGCGCAUCCAAUCUCAACUCCACUGUUGCGGCUACUUCAGCCCGUAUGUCGAAGCAACCGUCACCCAAACCUGCUACUCCAGGAGCGUUCUUCCAGGUUGCAAGAAGCCGUACUUGGAUUACCAACGUCACAUCCUUGGGGUUUUCUGGAAGAUUGCAUUCUCCAUCGUACCUGCGCACCUCCUCGUCAUGAUUGCGGCUCUGCUGUGCUCGAACCACGUCACUUAUCGAUUUGGAAAAGGCAUGAUGCCGGAGGCAUACCGCUUGAACCCGGAUUCCAUGGCGGUCAUCAUGGAUCAAUACGCUGCUCAACUCGCAGAACAGUACGGCCCUGAAGUCGCGAAUAAAGUCCUUGAGAAGUCACGCUCGACCAUGAGCCUCUCGACGGCCUACAACUCAAGUCCUCGUUGA
Coprinopsis cinerea okayama7#130 is the source of this 1231-nucleotide messenger RNA. Its product is annotated as tetraspanin Tsp2. Lineage: Eukaryota; Fungi; Basidiomycota; Agaricomycetes; Agaricales; Psathyrellaceae. The transcript has 4 exons. Gene Ontology annotation, cellular component: membrane. The coding region runs from base 161 to 1231 and encodes 356 amino acids. The record is from RefSeq and is a predicted model, not a curated record.